Molecule: messenger RNA, 8217 nt
Organism: Triplophysa dalaica
Lineage: Eukaryota; Metazoa; Chordata; Actinopteri; Cypriniformes; Nemacheilidae
Gene: hipk3b
Product: homeodomain interacting protein kinase 3b
Exons: 16
Coding region: 497-4282 (1261 amino acids)
Biological process (GO): peptidyl-threonine phosphorylation; peptidyl-serine phosphorylation
Cellular component (GO): cytoplasm; PML body; nucleus
Molecular function (GO): ATP binding; protein tyrosine kinase activity; protein serine/threonine kinase activity
Source: RefSeq, a predicted model, not a curated record
AUUGUGGAAACUCCAGUUUGUCAAGAAUUAAAACGGUUGGGAUAUGUUAUUGUGCUUUUUAUUUUCUUGACACCUGUGUCUAUGCUUGCACUUUUCCUCGUUUACAGUAAUAUCACCGCGGCGGCUUGUUUUCAUCGACAGUCUUUGCUACAGUCUACUCGUCGGUCGAUUGUUCGUGUCUGACUGCAGUGUCAUAAACAGCAGACAUGGAAUGCUCCCGCAGCUGAGAGCUGAUCUCCUCGCACCCAUCAUGAGCUCCGCCGCCCGUAUUACCGUCAGCAGAGCUCCCGCCUCAACGACGUGUCCCGGCCUUGCGUCGCUGUGUCCAAUCGGCUCUACCGUCGACGUUUUUCAUGUGUAAAGUGCGGCGGAUCGCGUUGUGGAGUGUGGACUCGGGACAAGAUGGCAGCAGAAUGAGACGCACUCAUCUACGUGCUGCGAGUUCAGCUAAAGUGUGUACAAUGAGCGGAGGACACCUGGAUUAUAUCUGACAGGUAUGGCCUCACAAGUUUUGGUCUACCCACCACAUGUUUUUCAAACUCAGACAAGUGCCUUUUGUAGUGUGAAGAAACUAAAAGUUGGGGCCAGAAAUUGUGUUUACCAUGAAAGGGCCUACCCGCAGACUUACUUGAAUGGUAGAACCCUUGGCAUUGCAUACCCGACGCAUCUUACAGCUUCAUUCAAGACACAAGAUUCUGUGGUCGCCAGAAGCCGUGGGCAGGACUUUCCAUUGCAGACCGCUGCUGUACGAGGCGUGCAGCGACAGCAUACCACCGCACCGGUUCCACUGCAAAAAGGGGGCGUGCCCUCUCAGGGCAAAGACGCGGAGCAACAGGACAAAGGAAGGGGUUGCCGCAGUGGAGCUACAGGGGCAGCCGAAAGGGGUAGGGGAGAGGGACGUGACUGUCAAGAAAAAGGAGAAGUUGAAGGAAAGGGUGGUGUUGACGAGGGUGGCGGAGGAGAGGAGGUGGGUGACGGUGAAGAUUGCGGAGGCUUUAACUCGCGAGACUGCUCCAACAGAUGCGGGCUGAAACGUAAGAGCGAGGAGCUUGAGAACUUGGGGAGCACCAUGCAGAUUGUGGAGGACCUGUCAAUGUUGCCUGCAAUGUUGCAAUCGAAUGUGGGAAACCCGCCAGUUGUGGUCCCUGGUGCGGUCGGAGGAGGGCCUGCGAAACAAGGAGGAAGUUCAGGGAGUGGAGAUUGUGAAUACCAGCUGGUCCAUCACGAGUUGCUCUGCUCCUUGAAGAACACCUAUGAGGUUUUAGGCUUCCUUGGUCGCGGUACUUUCGGCCAGGUCGUGAAAUGUUGGAAACGUGGAACCAAUGACAUCGUGGCUGUGAAGAUCCUGAAAAAUCAUCCAUCGUACGCUCGACAGGGUCAGAUUGAGGUGGGCAUCUUGGCUCGCCUCAGCAGCGAGAACGCAGACGAGCACAAUCUGGUGCAAGCUUUCGAGUGUUUCCAGCACCGCAGCCACACCUGCCUCGUGUUUGAGAUGUUGGAGCAGAACCUGUAUGACUUCCUCAAGCAAAACAAAUUCAGUCCGCUACCUCUGAAAGUGAUCCGACCCGUUCUUCAGCAGGUGGCUGCGGCGCUGAAAAAGUUGAAGGCCAUGGGACUGAUUCAUGCUGACCUGAAGCCUGAGAACAUCAUGUUGGUGGAUCCAGUACGGCAACCCUACCGAGUGAAAGUCAUAGACUUUGGCUCGGCCAGUCAUGUCUCAAAAGCAGUCUGCUCUACGUACCUCCAGUCGCGGUACUACAGGGCUCCAGAGAUCAUUCUCGGUCUGCCUUUCUGUGAAGCCAUAGACAUGUGGUCUCUGGGAUGUGUGAUUGCUGAACUCUUUCUGGGCUGGCCUCUCUAUCCCGGAGCCCUCGAAUAUGAUCAGAUUCGCUACAUUUCUCAGACUCAGGGUCUGCCUGGAGAGCAUCUGUUGAACGUGGGGACGAAGACGUCACGGUUCUUCUGCCGGGUGUCAGACUCUCCCUACGCUGCCUGGAAACUCAAAUCCACAGAUGAGCAUGAGGCAGAGACGGGUCUCAAAUCGAAAGAAGCCAGGAAGUACAUCUUCAGCUCUUUGGACGAUAUAGCGCAUGUACGUACACUAUAUCACCAGAGAGUGAAUCUAGUGAUGAAUCUGGAAGGCUGUGAUUUGUUAGCAGAGAAGGUGGACCGUGCAGAGUUUGUGAGUUUGCUAAAGAUGAUGUUGCAGAUAGACGCGGAGGAAAGAAUCGCCCCGAGUGAUGCCCUCAGCCAUCCCUUCAUCACAAUGCAGCAUCUGUUAGAUUUCCCCCACAGCAACCAUGUAAAAACGUCUUUUCAAAUUAUGGACGUGUGCUGGCCACGGCCGGCCGGGUACGAGUCUCUCGGGCGGAGCAAGGCUGCGUAUGUCAGGACGGCCCCGAGCUCCAGCACAGCUCCCGGCCUCACGCUGCCUUUCUGUAAGAUGACCGCCAUUCACUCUCAGACUUUGGCCUCAUCCGCACCCUCAGUGAUGCAUCAUGGGAUACCGCUUCAGACAGGAAGUUCUCAGUUUAGUGACUCAUUCCAGCAGGCGCUGAUCCUCUGUCCCCCAACCAUACAAGGUCUCCCUCCCAACCUAAAUAAGCCAGCAGGCUUCCCAGUGCGCAUGGAGAACACGGUACAACUGGUGACACCAGCGUCUGCCAUGCAACCGCUACAGAUCAGACCGGCAGUUAUUACACAGCAAACAUGGUCAAAUCGUGGCCAGCAGAUCCUGGUGCCCGCCUGGCCACAGGUGACCCCCAUGGCCCCCUCAGCAACCUCUCUGGGCUCAGAUACAGUGGCAGGUUCACAGAGACAGGCAGAUUGGGGGAAAGUUCGUUCGCUUGGCAACCAUUAUAACUCCAUGAUGCCCCACCAUCAGCCACUACUAACCAACGCGAUGGCGAUAUCCGCUCACCAGCCAAUCAGCAUAGGGAUUGCUCACGUGGUGUGGCCACAGCCAGCCGCUAACAAAAGAAAUAAAGUGUCUUCAAACAGAAGUAACAACUUAAUGCAUGGCACAAACAUCCAAAAUUUCACAAGCCAGUCCCAAAAGACAAUAGACAGCGCCAAAAGCACAGAGGAGGUGGAGUGUGUUGCGGAUGCUGUGCCAGAGGAGGAAGCUGUAUGCUGUAAGGCAGAACCAGAGUACGAGGACUCGGAGAUGAGGAAACGAAGACAGGCUUGCGCGAUGGCCGAUUCCCCGAGCCCGACGGGGAGCGUGAUCAGCAUCAGCAGCGGAUCAGAUGAGGAUGGGCCUGAUGCUCAGAAACACUCGCCAGAGUGUAAAGGUAGUCCAGAGUGUGAGGCAUGUCAGAGUACACUGCAUAUGGAGCGAGUGUGUUCCCUAAGCAGUCCUGAUUCAACCCUGAGCACUAGUUCAUCUACAUCACAACAGUCCAGCACUUCACCCUGCAAGAGACCCAACAGUAUGUCGGACGAGGAACGGGAAAGCGGUUGUGACAUGGUGGACGGCUCACCGGCCUCUGUUUCCUCCAGCCGAGCUGACAGCCCCUUCCUGCAGGACCCUUACAUUCAUGACAACGCACCGAACCGCAAAGCCGACAGAAGCGCAGAAACAGAGGCAGUCAAGCUCCCUGUCCGCACCAUGGUGGUGCCGCCGAUGAGGGUCCCAAAAAGUGAGCCAAUGGGACACAUAGAGUCAUGCCCACCCAAAGGCCGCAGUGGAUCCAACCGACAGCCGCCCUACUCUACAUUAUUUGUGACCCGCCAACAGAAAACCACUCCUGCCUUCCCGCCCCUGCUGCCCCCUCAACAGCAGCUUACUUUUGGACAGGUCCAGCAUUUUGGCUCCUCCCAUCAGGAGUGGAAUGGCAGCUACAGCCACCGCAGGCCUCAGGCGUUCAUCCCGCCCACUGUACAUGGCCACACCUUUACUCUCCCUCAUGGCAGCCCCACCCACGCUACGGCCCAUCCUCCUCAGUCACACCUGGGUGUCCACCCCCUUUCCCAGCCCACUUUAAUUUCCUACCCCCCUUCUGGCCCCUUGGUGACCAGCGCCCCCAUUGCCCACCUCCUGGCUUCACCUGGGGGAACGAGGGGUCACGUGUUUCAGCCACCUUACAGCCUCACCCAUCCGGCAGGCCACCUGGUGCACCAGGUCACAGUGGGGCUCAACGCCCGUCUUUUGCCCUCUCCCAGCCUCCACCCUCAGGGUCAGUUCAAACCGUUUUUCCCCCCACACUCCUUUAUCGCGUCGCCGGCAUACGGAGGUUUCCCUCUCAGUCCCACCAAAAUAAACCAGUACCCCUACGUCUGAGACCCGCUCACUUCGCAACCUUCUCGAGUCCGGGCGGGAGUCGGUUGCGCCCCAUUAUCGCUCAGCCACGGGCAUAACGCCGGCACUCUGUGCCAACCACAUACCGUCUGGUUCUCGUACCCAAUGCCCUGGCACAAAGAGAAAGCAAGCAAGUUUUGGGGAAUCACGUAGACUUGAGUGCAGUUAAAUUGAGCUUUAAAGAAGAACAUGUUCGAAAAGUCUUUAGCAAGUAGGGUUGAGAAAAGUUUCAGGUUGAAAGAGAAGGAGUAUGAGAUUAGAUUUUGCACAUGUGACGUAUCACUUUAUCGGAUUUCAAAUCAGCGCUCCUUUAAUGAAUAUCGUCAGCGGAUGGUGUCCAAAAUCACGUGAUGGUCAACUUAUUUUUACACAUUGCCUUUAAACUUGUAUGAGACACAUUUUGUGUUUGUGAAGACUGAUGCCCGAUGUAGUGUUCACGACUGUUCACCGGCUGUUUUCUUGUGUUCACAGUAUUUGAACUUUGGUGUUUCUCAUCAUGGAGUCGUUCAUUACUCGCUGCAUGUGUUGCAUGAGCUGCAAUGUUGUUCGGAAAGAAGCCCGAGGUGCAUUGUUGUCCCAGCCAUAGUGCCUUAUAUAUCGGCAGUUGUUGUGUUACUUCUACACUUUCACUCUCUGUGUAUGUGUAUAUAAAACGUUUAUGUAUUUGUCUCGGACUGCAGCACUUGCAGUUCGAUUCAGUCCGUGUGUGUGUGUGUGUGUGUGUAUAAUGUAUAUACACACAGAUGUAUUAUUUCAUGUAUAGAUAGGCAUCAGUGUACCUCAGUGCACACGCCGCAGUACUUAUUUUUGGAUCCGGUGUAUAUUUGAGAUGUAGUGAGGACAGCAUGCUUUUGCUGCAGCGAACGCCUGCUGUUAGUUUCAUUUUUAUUUCUCGGUUUAUUUUUGUUUUCACAAGUUGUAUAAAGAAUUCAUUAAAUACUGCUUAGAAUCGAUUUCUAUUCAGAAAAAUCUAUAAUACGGACAGUAUGUUUACUGUUUAGUGAAACUGCAAUACAAUCUAAAUACAGAAUUAGGAGUUUGUUGUUCUUUUUGUGUGUUUUAGUUGUUUGGGUUGUGUGUGUGUGUGUGUGUGUGUGUGUGUGUGUGUGUGUGUGUUUUGUGCGGUGGGCAUGGCUUCGUCUAGAUGAAGACACAAAUGCAAAUGGGUCUUUGAUUCAGGGUAAUGGAUUCAUCUUAGCCUGAGCAGACCAUGCAGUGUUUGGUGUAUAGACACAUAAGAGUAUAUAUAUACACUUAUAUAUGUUAUAGAGCUGGUUUAUUUAGUGCUGAAGCUUGACCAGGUGUGUUUACGGUGUGCAAUCCUCAUUUAUAUAUGCAUGUGUGAACUGAUUUAACUGCUUUUCCUAAUUAUACUGUUAUAUCGUACGAUGAAAGCUUGUCGGUGUCAACUGCAUUUUAUACAUUCCGUCAGGGACAAACAAGUAUAUAUAUGUGUGUGUGUGUACUGUAUAUACGAUGUGUGUAUUUUUGUUUCGGUUCGUUCAGCUUGAUUUGUGUUUUAGUCUUUUGAAUGAAGUCGCUUGUGCGCCACCAAAGACUGUAAUUUCAUAGGCUCAGUUUUAAAACCUAGGGAGCUGCCUUUGUAGGUAACGUUUUAUCGUAGGCAAACUUCUGAUGCAAACCUAUGCUGCCUCCCAAAAUAUCUUAGUGUGGCUGGAUUAUAAGGCAGCAUUGUACUUUUACAAAGAAGAAACAGCGAAACAAAUCCAAGAUGGCCAAUGAAUUGAGAGUUUGUCGAUUAUAAAUAAAGUAAUUUAUUACAGACCGGUAUAGUUUGAAAAAUAGUUGAGUUUGAUGCAAAACAUCCUAUUUUUAAUCUAGUAUAUGUGUGUUGUGUAUUUUAAGCCUAUUAGAGCAUUGCACAGUUAGCAUAGUAGCAUGCUAAUGCCAAACACUGUUGAAAUCAGAGUCUCGUGCAUUUCAUGAGGAGCACGAUAUACAGUAUGUGGUUUGCCUUAAGAAGGCUUUUCAAUUUUUUUAAAUUAAGUUGCCUCGUAUGUAAGCAGCAGACAGCAAGGCAGCUCAGUAGGUGCUUGGAACAGAGCCGGUUUCUUAGCAAGGUAGCUACUCUCUCUGCAUAGACCUCACGUAUACUGUAGUAAAUAUAGUCAUGGGGUAAAUUUCAAACUUUGUAUUUAAAAUAAUGGCUGAGGUUAUGUUUAGCUUUUUGGACAAGUAAUAAAUCGUAUCGUAUCUUGAAUGUAUCUUAGGCAAGCUGCUAUAUGCUGUAUGAAUUGCCAUUUCAGAUAGCUGUGAAAUGACAUGGGUUCUUAUCUACAUUUGUUUAUUUGUAUGGGUCUCUCUAAUAUAUUAAACUAGAAGUGUUUUUUGAUUUUUGAGUGUCAUUUUAACUGCUGUAUUGCUACUAAUGGACGUUUAGUUUCUCUUUUCACAUCAGUAUUGCAUCUUCAUUAACCAUUCUAGAUCGUCACUGCUUAUUAAUGGAUGUAUCGGUGUAACUUCAUUUUUGUAUGUUUACAUGUUUAUCUAUGUUUUUGACUCGUAAUAGCUUGCAGAGUUGAUUUGACUUCAGCGAUACUUACAGCUGUUAUUUAGAACAUUUCUGCUGUGUUUUGGAAAUACAAAUGGCAAAAAACAUUUCUCAGUAUUGUAGUUUGUUAUGGAUAAUCCCAUUGUGUAAUGCCACUGAGCACUUAUUACAAACUAAUGUGCGGUAACCACGACGCCACGUUUUGAUAUGAGAGGGCAGUUUGUGAUUAAAUCAAUAAACUUAUUUUUACAUUAAUGUAUGUGGUUGACCAUUUUGUGUUAAAAAAUGUGACUGAUGUCAUUUUAAGUCAAGACCAUAUCUUAUAUAUGUGUACAGUGUGAACAACACUGUGUGUGCCUUGAUUGAGAUAUUGGUUAUGAAACAAAUUUGCAAGUAUUCAUUUCACCCUGUUACCCACACAAUAUGUGAGCAAGCAACUCUCCAUUCCAGGGAUCGAAAUUGUUGUCAAAUUUGAAUUUCAUUUUUUUAAAGAAUCCCAUUCUGUGGAUGCUAUUUCUUUGCUUUGGUAAAUGUCUAGCAAUUGUAAACGUGCUGUUUUCUAGACACACUGAUCAGGUUUUUAUGACAUUUCAUUUCAACCUUCAAGUACAGAAUGUUAAACAUGUUGUACUCCACUUUUUUUUUAAAUAAAGAUUUUUGUAAUGUGGAAUAAAUAAUUUUAAGGUAAUAAAUGUUCUUUUUAAAGAUCUUGACUGAAAGGUUAUUUGGGGAACCCAAAAUGGGUCUUCUAUGGUGUUUUUAUUUUUGUUAAUCAUAUUUUUCGAUCCCUGCAAAUGGAAUUCACCAGCAUUUCUUCUGAAAAUCACACCCAGAAACGAAGUUGUUGAAUAAUGAAUAAUUUGAAUAUUUAUUGCCUGUAUUUACUUUAAAUGAAAUCAAUAGUUUUUGUUGAAAUCUUUUCUAAUAUUACAGCAUUCAAUAAACACAACAUUAUACCAUAAAAUCAAUGUAAUGGCAUAUUUCAUGCUUUAUUUAAAAUCUGCACUAAUCUCAUUUAAACAAAAUAAAGAAUUCAUGUUAUGAUGCUUUAAAUGUACUGUACUCUUAUCCAGUUUUACAUCAUAUUUCACCAUCUGUCAAAGUUAUUUUACACUGCAAGUUAUGGAUUUCAUGUUUCUGUUAUUUGUUUCAUUAAGAGUUGAUAAAAGCAUUGUUAUUCACUGUUUUGAUGUAUGUAAACUCUUGUUUUAUUUUCUGAUUUAUCUGAUUUGACGCUACACUGGUUUGUCAUGUAGCACUUCUUGCACUGUGCAUUAUGAGGACUGGGAACAUGUAACCCACUGGAUAUACAGUCAUGUUUUCAUUGUAGACUAGCGUUUCCUUUCUAGUUCUCAGUGAAUAAAGUUGUGACCAAGCAUCCUCCACUUAGUCACAUUAAACUGAA